Messenger RNA from Impatiens glandulifera, 1192 nucleotides. Its product is annotated as NADPH-dependent oxidoreductase 2-alkenal reductase-like. Gene Ontology annotation, molecular function: oxidoreductase activity, acting on the CH-CH group of donors, NAD or NADP as acceptor. Bases 77 to 1120 code for a protein of 347 amino acids. The transcript is spliced from 5 exons. NCBI's taxonomy places the organism in Eukaryota, Viridiplantae, Streptophyta, Magnoliopsida, Ericales, Balsaminaceae. The record is from RefSeq and is a predicted model, not a curated record.
AUAUGAAGAUGAGAAAGUAAUUUGUUUACUCUUUUGAUCAUAUUAAAUUCCUCUCUUCACCCUAUUCUUUCAAUCAAUGGAGGUGGUGUCUAAUAGGUAUGUUGUGAUCAAGAACUUCAUCAAUGGCACGCCCAAUGAGUCCAACUUUGAGAUCAAGACCGAUUCCAUUUCUCUAUCAAUACCCCGUGGUUCGGGAGUUGUCAUAGUCAAAACUCUUUACUCAUCGAUUGAUCCAUACCAACUAAAUCGUAUGAAGGAAAGCAGCCCGUCACAAAACGCCAUAAGCUUUUCUGCUCGUAUCAAUCUUGGCGAGGCCAUUGACGCUUUCGGAGUGGGGAGAGUGGUGGAUUCUGAUCAUAGCGAGUUCAAGAAGGACGAUUUAGUCAUAGGAGUUCUUCAAUGGGCAGAAUAUAGCAUUGUCCAUGAGUUUAGCACAUUGAACAAAUUGGAGUUAAUUGGUUUUCCUUUAUCAUACCAUAUUGGUGUCCUAGGGUUUAGUGGGCUCACGGCUUAUGGUGGAUUCUUCGAAGUCUGCAAGCCCAAGAAAGGGGAGAAAGUUUUCGUAUCCGCAGCCUCGGGGUCAGUAGGAAACUUAGUGGGGCAAUAUGCCAAACUGUUUGGUUGCUAUGUGGUUGGUUGUGCGGGAACAAAUCAAAAGGUUGAGCUCUUAAAAGAGAAGAUUGGAUUUGAUGAUGCUUUCAACUAUAAAGAAGAACCGGACCUAAAUUUGGCUCUCAAAAGGUACUUUCCCGAUGGUAUCGACAUUUAUUUUGACAACGUUGGUGCGGAGAUGCUAGAAGCAGCAGUCUCAAACAUGAACAUAAACGGUAGGGUUGGAGUUUGUGGUGUGAUUUCUGAGUAUACCGACACCAAUAAAAGAGCUGCUCCAAACAUGCUCGACAUUAUCUACAAGAGAAUAACAAUCAAAGGGUUCUUAGCUGCCGAUUACAUGAAUGUGUACGCGGAUUUUAUUUCUACAACAUCGGACCAUAUUCGCUCAGGUAAGCUUCAUGUGCUCGAGGAUGUCUCCUUCGGCUUGGACAGCUUGCCGGCUGCCUUCGUUGGACUUUUUCGUGGAGACAAUGUAGGAAAAAAGAUUGUUAAGAUAUCUGAGGAUUAAAUUGAAAAAAAAGAGUCAUAUUCAAAAGAAUAAUGUGAACCAUAAAUUAUUUCUUUACCAGUACAAUUUAAC